Molecule: messenger RNA, 985 nt
Organism: Caenorhabditis elegans
Lineage: Eukaryota; Metazoa; Nematoda; Chromadorea; Rhabditida; Rhabditidae
Gene: fbxc-44
Product: F-box domain-containing protein
Exons: 3
Coding region: 15-944 (309 amino acids)
Source: RefSeq, marked reviewed
AGAUUUCUGCUAACAUGAACUCAAAUCCCAUCACCUAUCCAUCCAUGCAAUGCAUUAUCAAACACUUGGAGGCGAAUAAAAGAUUCCAACUUGUCGCACAAUGCCCAUCUCUUGUGAAGAUCGAAAAAUCACAACCACUAAUUAUCAAGGAGCUGAGUUUCAAACGUAGGACAAUCUCUGUCAAUGGAGUGGAGUACAAACUUGGUGCCAAGAACAAGUUCGAAGCCCCACACACUCUUGCGAUCAAGCAACUCAAAGGACGAGGUCCGCAGAUCAAUGUUUAUUGGUUGGAUUUUCCAGAUGAUGGUCGUAUUCUUGAGCUGCCCCAGUCAUUUAAGAAGUUCAAGGUUCGAAAUUUCAUGGACUGGUCGUCAGAUAAUCCGCUCAUCGAUCGAUUUAUCGAUCUAAAGAGCAUGCCAUUGAAAGUCAUUGUUCUCUCUGAUCGUUACUCGCUGAAUUUGCUGGAUGUGAUUGAUCGACACGAAAUCUUAAGAACUUCUGAAGGAUUGAUGCCUCAUAUUGUUCCUCGUGAACUCUUCCAUGGCAUCGGAACACUAUCUACCGAAUUGAUUGUAGCUAAUAUCGAAGGUGUUGAAGUUUUUGAUUUUCUCAAUUUGAUUGACGCUUUGCUCCAACCAGACCGUGGAAAUGGAGCAGACCGUAGUUUCAUCACUGAGGAUGCCGAUUUGAUCGCGAAUUUAUUCAAAGCAUUCACUCUUUUGGCAGAAGGAAAAGAUCGUGCGAUUUCUGAAUAUGAAGAGGGAGAAGAUGAAUGUUUUAGAAGAUAUAGAGCUGAGUAUACCAAAUGCGAUGAAUUUCCAAAUGAAAUCGGAUUCUGGUUCAACGAUUAUAUGGUCAUUCAUGCUGAUGCUAAGAAAACGGAAAACAAAUUUAACGUGUGGAUAUCGCUUUCAAAGCUGAAAAAUGUUUACUUGAACUGUUGAUCAAAUAUUUCUAGGUUUUUCGAAUAAAUCGUUAUUUCUGU